Molecule: messenger RNA, 2371 nt
Organism: Gavialis gangeticus (Gharial)
Lineage: Eukaryota; Metazoa; Chordata; Crocodylia; Gavialidae
Product: ankyrin repeat domain-containing protein 9-like
Exons: 1
Coding region: 312-1202 (296 amino acids)
Molecular function (GO): protein binding
Source: RefSeq, a predicted model, not a curated record
UGUGGAUGUGAAAUCACUCGCAGUCUGACAGUGUUCUGGUAACCUGUGCCAUGCACAGAGCAGGGUGCACUCACAAGCCAAGCCAUCUGCUUGCAUGGCAUGGGUUAACCGAGCCUGUGGGAUUGUGCUUACCUAAACAAAACCACUGCAGUGAAGGGAAAAAACAAUGAAUGGGUGGAGAUGAGCAGCCCAAGCGUUCCAGCGAGUGCAGUCCAGGCUGCAAUGACAAUCUGAAGGUUGCAGCAGCAUCAAGAUCUGCAUUCAAAGUGAGCAAAUCUUCCAGUGUGGAGGACUUGUUCAUUUUCUAAGACAUGGCCAGUAACCAGGCCAGCCUUCAAGAUGACCAGAGCCGGCACUGUAAGUUCUUGUCUUAUAUGUUCUACCAGGCGGUGCGAGACCACAAACCUGUGUGGAUGCUGGAAGACAUGAGAACUAUGGAAUAUUUUUACUGGGAGGAAAAUGCCAGCUUGAGAACAUAUUCACCUUCAGAAGCCCUUCUCUAUGCAGUGGUGCAUAAUCACCUGCCUUACGCUCAGUAUCUGCUGUCUCAUUUUCCAGAGGAGGCUCUCAAGGUACCUGGGGAACAUUUCUGCUAUUGUCCAUCCUCUGCUCCUCACUUGGCCAUGGCGGUCACCUAUGACAGGAGAGAUAUUUUGGGGCUGAUCAUCAAAAUUGCGCACAAGCUACCCAGCUUGAACUCCUACAUCAACCGGACUGGCUGCUUUCAUCUGGAAGAUGGCAAAACCCCUCUGCAUCUUGCCUGUGAAUUGCUGAGGUCAGAAACCGUCCUCAGUCUCCUAGGCAAUGGGGCUUCUCCCAGGAUCAUGGACAGCAAAGGGCUUACCCCUCUGGAUGUCAUCCUGGAGCAAAUGUGGGACUCCAAAGUCAAUGUGGCAUCAAAAAAGCUUUGCCUCGAUUACCUCUUGCUCUUCAUGCCUAAUCCACAGUUUAAGAUGCGGAAAGUCCUGCAGGACCAUCCUGAGCACUGGACAGCUUUGCUAGGGGAAGACAAAUUCAACAGCCUGGUGGGGAACACACCUGCUUCUUUAUACCUGCAAGCUAUGCAAACUAUUCUCCAGUCUCUCCCACCCUCCCACUUCCCUAAAAGCAUCCAGGAACUGCCUAUACCUCAGGCACUAAAGCCCCUACCAUCCUAUGGCAAAAAGCUACAGACAAAAAAUGUGGUAAAUGCUUUUCCUUGACUUUAUUAUUUGGGACUUGGAUUUUCAAAGGCACCUUAAGGGAGUUAGGUGCCCACUUCCCUUUGAAUUGCAAUGCAGUUUUGGUACCUAGCUCCCUGCGGUCUCAUCUGAAAAUUCAAAUAUUUCAUGACAAGAUUUUAAAAGGUUUUCUAACUGAUUGCAGGCACGACACUUUUAAAAGCAAAAACCUUCCUUUUUAUGUUGUGCAUGCAAAGGGUUAAAUAGAUUUGAAGGUAUUUUUUUUUAAACCGUGGACCAGAAUCAAUGUGUCUGAAUUUCCAAUAUGCUAACUGUGUCCUGUGUAAAUUGUCCAGAUAGAAGGAAAUUACCUAUCCCCUGGGAUUGUUCAAACACUGUCAAGUAGGGACUGUGUUCUUCCAGACCUAGGGAAAACACUGUACUGUCUCUGACAGGGUUCACAUACCAGGUUUCCUUUCUGAGAAACUGCUACAGCAUGAUCUGGUAACAAUAAACAAUCCAGGGGCUCACCAUACUAAUGGAAAUGUUUUAUAAGGGGGCAGUGGGUCUGUGUCCUUGUGGAGGGAGCAAAAGCGGAUAAAAGAAUCAUGAGGAACCCUCCUUUUUCAUUGGGGAUUAAGGGGUUAAAAGGCAAUCCCAUCCCUGCUGCUUCUGUAGAAUUGUGCAAAGGGGAGGGAACCAUUUUCCUUGCUGUCCAGUGAAAAAAUGCAAAUCAUGGUAAUGCCAAUAGAAGUUACAUCUUUAAUGAGUGACAUUAAUUUGGCUUGACUUUGGUUUGUGGGGUGGGGGCGGGUAUCCCCAAGAGAGGGCAGCUCUGCCUUACUGCCUUGAUUUAGACAUUUAGAUCAAAACCACCCACAUCUUGCCAGUGUGAUGUUUUGCUUGGUAUGUUGUUGUGGUUGCUUACGGCAUUCAGGGUCCAGUUUGCAGCUGCAGGGCCUAAUCCUGAAAAGUGAGGGGCAUCUUGAGCUCCCAUUGACUUCUUUGGGAACCAAGGGUUGGAUGGAGGCUUUUACAGUCUGACAGGACUGGGCCCUUACAGCCAAUUCAGGUUUCCUUGUGUUACCAGGAGCACCAUGCUUUAUUCUGAGUCAGUAUUAUUAAUUAGGAAGUUACUUGUUAAUCAGUCAGUACCUUGCUCUCUGUGGAGAACCCAGCAGUGGAGACUAGCUACAUAAUGACACACCAGU